Messenger RNA from Thalassophryne amazonica, 1847 nucleotides. RefSeq names its product NEDD8-activating enzyme E1 regulatory subunit-like. The record is from RefSeq and is a predicted model, not a curated record. Gene Ontology annotation, biological process: protein ubiquitination; protein neddylation; DNA damage response. Gene Ontology annotation, molecular function: NEDD8 activating enzyme activity; ubiquitin activating enzyme activity. Gene Ontology annotation, cellular component: nucleus; cytoplasm. NCBI's taxonomy places the organism in Eukaryota, Metazoa, Chordata, Actinopteri, Batrachoidiformes, Batrachoididae.
AUGGAUAAUGAAGAUUCUGGCGCCAAGUAUUGGGCUGUCACCAUAGUUGAUGGGCACACAGUGAAGGGAGAAGAUGUCGGCAACAAUUUUUUCCUGAGUAACACCAGCAUUGGAAAGAACAGGGCACAGGCUGCCACAGAGCUGCUCCAAGAACUUAACAGUGAUGUUUGUUUAAACUUUGUUGAAGAGAGCCCUGAACAGCUCCUGGACAAUGAUCCAGAGUUUUUCUAUAGAUUUACCUUGGUCAUUGGUGUCCAGUUGUCACAAAGUACGUGUUUGAGACUUGGCGCACUUCUGUGGAGUGCAUCUGUACCAUUUCUAGUCUGUAAAGCCUACGGCCUUGUUGGCUACAUGAGACUAGUGGUUAAAGAACAUACAGUGAUAGAAUCGCACCCAGACAAUACCUUGGAAGACCUAAGGUUAGACCAGCCGUUUGUAGAAUUUAAAAAUCACAUUGGCUCCUAUGACUUGGACACCAUGGAAAAAAGAGACCACAGUCACACACCGUGGCUCAUCAUUGUUGCCAGAUACUUGGAGAAAUGGCUCUGUGAGCACGACUGUCAACCACCAAAAGUUACCGGGAGAAAAGGCCUUAGACAGUUUAUUCGAGAAGGGAUCUUGAAGAAUGAGAAUGGUGUACCUGAAGAUGAAGAAAACUUCGAGGAAGCCAUAAAGAAUGUCAAUACUGCUUUGAAUCCAACCAAGGUUCCUGAUGUUAUUACCAACCUCUUCAACAGUGAAGAGUGUAUGAACAUCACAUCAGAGACUCCACCCUUCUGGGUGAUGCUGCGAGCUGUGAAGGAGUUUGUUGACAAUGAAGGGAACGGCAACCUGCCUGUGCGUGGAACCAUUCCAGAUAUGAUGGCAGAUUCUCAGAAGUUUGUCAGCCUUCAAAAUGUUUACAGGGAAAAGGCCAUGCAGGAUGCAGCAGCAGUUUCAAAGCAUGUACAACAUCUGUUGCUGUCUGUUGGAAAGCCAUCUGAAAGCAUCUCUGAAAAUGACAUCAAACUAUUCUGUAAGAAUGCAUUCUUUCUGAGGGUGGUGCACUGCAGAUCUUUGGCUGAAGAAUAUAGUGCUGAUUUAAUAAAUAAAGAUGAAAUCACCUCUUGCAUGGACAGUCCAGAUAGUGAGAUGGUCCUCUACCUCAUGCUUCGUGCUGUUGAUCGCUUUUAUCAGCAGCAUUGUCGCCACCCAGGCGUUUAUAACUACCAGGUGGAGGAUGACAUCAGCAAACUGAAGCUCUGUGUCAACAGCCUGCUGCAGGAAUACAACCUCAACAUCAACAUCAAAGAUGAUUAUAUCCAUGAAUUCUGUCGUUAUGGCGCCGCAGAGCCGCACACAGUUGCUGCAUUUUUGGGAGGAUCAGCUGCUCAGGAGGCUGUCAAGAUCAUCAGCCACCAGUUUGUGCCCUUCAACAACACUUUUCUUUACAAUGCAAUGUCUCAGACCUCUGCCACAUUUCAGCUGUAAAUGUAGUUACUGAGCUUCACUCUGCUUCAAGAAACCUGUUCACUCAGUUCAAAUUGUAAACUGCACCUUCAUCUUUUGGAAAGGAAAAACUGACUGCAUUUUAAAACUUAUAGUUGGAUUCAUGCUCCUACUUUAUGUAUUUACUUAGAAUUGAUCUGAGCUUGUAAUGAACAAGAUCACAGAAUGCUUUGAGUAAACAUCAGUAGAGCCUCGCCAUCAUCACAGAAGCUCUUGAAGAGAGAUUGUCAUUUAGCUUUAGAAAACUUAGAUGUGCAACAAUGAAAAUUAAACUUGCAAAUCAAAGCUUAAUUAAUGUAAUUUUUCUUUUUUUAUCUCCCAUUCCACAUGUACAGAUGAUUAAAACCUAGACCAAAAAG